AUGGCAAAGAGUUUAGCCAUAGCAUCCCUCCAAAUUCUCAGCCUACUUUUACUAGCAAGCUCGGGACAAUCAAGGGCAUUGUUCACAAAUUUGACGGUGUACGUCCAUGAAUUUCGAAGUGGAGAAGGUCAGAGUAUUUUCCCAGUUGCAGGUCUCUCCAACGUAACUUGGGGCUUUAACCAAUUUGGAACUGUUUUUGUCGUUGAUAAUACCUUGACACAAAGCGUUUCAGUCAAAUCCGCACUAGUUGGUUGUUUGCAGGGCAUUGCUGCAGUAGCAUCCCUUGAUAACACCAACAUAGAGCUUGCGGAAACGUUUCUGUUCACUGAUGGAAAGUACAAUGGCAGCACUCUGGAAAUGAAAGGAAUUCUUAUACAGUCUAUGCAUGUCAAUGAAGUUGCAAUUGUGGGAGGAACCAAACAAUUUCGGCAUGCAACGGGGUAUAUUACCUUUGAGACUGUCCGCACAACAGAAGAUUAUAUUACUGUAAGGUCGAACCUCCACAUUAGACAGGACAUAUAG
Molecule: messenger RNA, 522 nt
Organism: Coffea arabica (coffee)
Lineage: Eukaryota; Viridiplantae; Streptophyta; Magnoliopsida; Gentianales; Rubiaceae
Source: RefSeq, a predicted model, not a curated record